Messenger RNA from Penicillium samsonianum, 1602 nucleotides. RefSeq lists its product as uncharacterized. The transcript has a single exon. Lineage: Eukaryota; Fungi; Ascomycota; Eurotiomycetes; Eurotiales; Aspergillaceae. Bases 1 to 1602 code for a protein of 533 amino acids. The record is from RefSeq and is a predicted model, not a curated record.
AUGGCCGAAGUCGCCGCGAUUUGGGCCAUUGUAACCAAUUCCAUCAAUGCAAUAAACACGGUGAAAGGCUGGAUCCAAGAGCUUCGGAGAUUGCAAAAACAAGUCCAACACCUUGAACAGAAGUUGGACGAGCUCAUGCUCAAAUACCAGAGCAGCCAGGCCACUCUGGAAGCAUGGGCAGAGAUGUGGGAGAUUAAUGAGAAUACCAACAAGAAUUAUCCGCGCGGACUCUGGGGUAAAACCGCAAGUGAGGUGAUUGAAAACCACCUCAAGUCGAUUUCAAACCGACACCAGAAUAUACAGGAGCUUUUAGGCUUGACUUCCAAAGAAAAGCCGAUCAACCCGGAAGAGUCUGCCGACUCGAAAACAGGAUUCAGCAGAUUGUUCAAAAAAAAAAAAACUUCCAAAGGAAAUUGCCUUAGCUCGCUGGAUAUGGUCAUGAAUAAAGUACCCAACGUGCUUGACGAAUUUGAAUCUAUCAAAACACUAAUGGCAACGGUGAAAGAGCUGUCUGAAGAAGCAUUUAAGCAUAAACAUCAAAAGGUAAUGCUUUCGGAACAGUCGCGGAAGACUCUGACUCAAGCAAGGAAUACUAUGUUCCUGAAUGCCGUCUAUAACUCCAGGAUCCCGUGCAAAGCAUUUUAUGAUUCUUGCUACGAUGCAAAGAAGAGAUUCAAGUCCUCAGACGUGCAUCUGGAAAUGGACAUAUACCCACAAGAUCUUGAUCCCAACAAUCCGAGAACCGUCUAUGAGUUGCAAUACUUCCUCUAUUUCCAGGUGCACACCAAUAUUGAGGAAUAUACGGUUGCAGGACCUCUAUCCGAGGAUGCAGUUUCUGGUCCGAACUCAAGCAAUCUUUAUACAGCCUGCAUGAAAACUCGAAACAGCUUCACCAGGCAGCUUUUCAAAGUUGGUGAGACUUGGUUCGGUUCCACGGUACCCAGGGACUCAGAUCGAGUAAUCCCACGCGAGCCGGAUGCCCGAAAAGACAAGUUGAAGCCUCUCGAAUCAAUCCUGUACGACCUGAGCACCAAAAUUGCUGAUCAGCCGGUUGUUAAAUUCCCCCUAUCGGAGCGGAUUCGCUUCGCCUUUAAGAUAGCACAGUGGGGUUUCUUCUUGUGCGGCACGUCCUGGAUGGUUAAUCUACGACUAAGGAAUAUUCGGUCUAUCCGAGAUAGCACAAGUAUGCGUCAUUUCCUUUUAGAAACACCAGCUUCUCAGAUCGUCCUCGCCGAUGCUCGGAACGAGAGAAAGGAGCACAAUCGCCAGUUUGCGGAGCAUGCAUUUUCGAUUGGCAUCCUGCUUCUCGAGAUUGGCACCGGCAGAGAGUUAGAAAGGGUUGGUAAUGACAAACACACAGGUUUUACCUUCUUUUUCUGCCUGCCCGGGAUGACCAAAGCUCCAACAGCCAAACCCAAGACAAUUAUUGAAAUUUCUGGGAUACUCAAGGAAGCCUUCGGCGACGAGUAUGUGAAAGCAGUGAAAACGUGUCUGCAUUGUAAAGACAGCUGGAUAUGGGAUGCGAACAAAGAGUCUCUAAACCCAGAAGACCUCUACAAUCAGAUGCUGGACGAAUACUAUGUCGAUGUGUACUUACCGUAA